Molecule: messenger RNA, 1116 nt
Organism: Phytophthora sojae
Lineage: Eukaryota; Oomycota; Peronosporomycetes; Peronosporales; Peronosporaceae
Exons: 2
Coding region: 1-1116 (371 amino acids)
Source: RefSeq, a predicted model, not a curated record
AUGAAGUUGUCAAACGGGCUCGCACUCUCGGCUGCGGCUGUCGCAAGCGUCAGCGCCGAGAGCUUCAGCGAAGCGGACCAAGCCAUUUGGAUCGACCGCCACAACUACUUCCGCACCACUGGUCUGCCAUGGUCGGCCGCUAACAUGCGCCGCAUCGGCUGGGACGCCGAUCUGGCGACCAAGGCGGCCGCCACUGCGAAGGCGUGCUCGGCCACCACAUCGACAGGUGUGAACGCCUUCCAGUCGACGGCCACCAGCGCGUCGGACGCUAUCGACCAGGCCAUUCAGCAGUGGGUCGUGGAGACGGCCGUGACCACGAUCAAGACGAUGGCCCAGCCCGGCUCCAGCGGUUUGGAGGUGGGCGUCGGUUUCUACAACUCGUACUCGCAGGUGGUGUGGGCGUCCACGACCAGCGUCGGAUGCGCGACGGCGACCUGCUCGGGAGGGGAACUGGUGGUGUGCGAGUACUCGCCGGCCGGAAACGAUGGCAAGUCUCCCUGGUACAAGCACGCGUCUCAAGCGUCCGAGUGCCCCGACAACACUGUCGCAGCUGGAAACCUCUGCAUUGAGGAAGGCGCCGACGCCAACAACCAGAUCGCGCCGAUUGCCGCGGGUGACUACACGUACCAGGUAUACCCGUCGUUCGUGGCGGAUAUCCAGUCCAUUCUCAUUAACUCUGCCCGCGAUAUCGCCAACGGCUCAGUCCCUCCGUCGACGGCGACAAAAUCGGACAACUCUUCCACUCCGGAAGCGACGACAGCCACGCCUCCCACGACCAAGGGCGCCUACCUCCUUCCUGGCAAAGUGAAGCCUAGCUCGGACACCGGCUCCACCUUCCAGAACGAGGUCAAGCCUCCGGCAGCUCAGGAAUCGGCCAAAACGGCACUGAAGUCCACGACUUCGAGUGAAGCCACGACCACCAAGGAGCAGACCGAGUCUCUGACGACGAGCACUGGAGAAGGAGGCGCGAAGGCACACGGCAUGUCAACCCUCGGUAUGGUCAGUAUGUUCAUUCUCGGUAUUGCAGCGGUGGCUGGCAUCGUCAUGUUCGUCCACUACCGCGUGUCCACUCAGCGCCAGAACGACGUCCUCCUCGACGGUGGCAUCCAAAGAUAA